This is a messenger RNA of Acanthosepion pharaonis, 2280 nucleotides long. The record is from the annotation of a GenBank genome assembly. Lineage: Eukaryota; Metazoa; Mollusca; Cephalopoda; Sepiida; Sepiidae.
AUGUACAUUUUAGAGAGAGAGUCAUUUCCAGCGAUACCAACAUCUAUCUAUCUAUCUAUCUAUCUAUCUAUCUAUCUAGUACAAUGGAUAAAUUGUCGUUUAUCUAUCUCUCAGAGCCUGUUCAUAUCUAUCUAUCUAUCUAUCUAUCUAUCUAUCUAUUUUUUCAUAUCGAUCUAUCUAAUUCUUUUCAUAUCUAUCUAUCUAUCUAUCUAUCUAUCUAUCUAUCUAUCUAUCUAUCUAGUACGGUGGAUAAAUUGUCGUUUAUCUAUCUCUCAGAGCCUGUUCAUAUCUAUCUAUCUAUCUAUCUAUCUAUCUAUCUAUCUAUCUAUCUUUCUAUCGAGUACGAUGGAUAAAUUGUCGUUUAUCUAUCUAUCAGAGCCUGUUCAUAUCUAUCUAUCUAUCUAUCUAUCUAUCUAUCUAGUACGAUGGAUAAAUUGUCGUUUAUCUAUCUCUCAGAGCCUGUUCAUAUCUAUGUAUCUAUCUUUCUAUCGAGUACGAUGGAUAAAUUGUCGUUUAUCUAUCUAUCAGAGCCUGUUCAUAUCUAUCUAUCUAUCUAUCUAUCUAUCUAUUCUUUUCAUAUCGAUCUAUCUAAUUCUUUUCAUAUCUAUCUAUCUAUCUCAUUCUUUUCAUAUCGAUCUAUCUAAUUCUUUUCAUAUCUAUCUAUCUAUCUAUCUAUCUAUCUAUCUAUCUAUCUAUCUAUAUAGUACGAUGGAGAAAUUGUCGUUUAUCUAUCUCUCAGAGCCUGUUCAUAUCUAUCUAUCUAUCUUUCUAUCAAGUACGAUGGAUAAAUUGUCGUUUAUCUAUCUCUCAGAGCCUGUUCAUAUCUAUCUAUCUAUCUAUCUAUCUAUCUAUCUAUCUAUCUAUCUCAUUCUUUUCAUAUCUAUCUAUCUAAUUCUUUUUAUAUCUAUCUAUCUAAUUCUUUUUAUAUCUAUCUAUCUAUCUAUCUAUCGAGUACGGUGGAUAAAUUGUCGUUUAUCUAUCUCUCAGAGCCUGUUCAUAUCUAUCUAUCUAUCUUUCUAUCGAGUACGAUGGAUAAAUUGUCGUUUAUAUAUCUAUCAGAGCCUGUUCAUAUCUAUCUAUCUAUCUAUCUAUCUAUCUAUCUCAUUCUUUUCAUAUCUAUCUAAUUCUUUUCAUAUCUAUCUAUCUAUCUAUCUAUCUAUCUAUCUAUCUAUCGAAGCCUGUUCAUAUGUAUCUAUCUAUCUAUCUAUCUAUCUAUCUAUCUUUCUAUCGAGUACGAUGGAUAAAUUGUCGUUUAUCUAUCUAUCAGAGCCUGUUCAUAUCUAUCUAUCUAUCUAUCUAUCUAUCUUCAGAGUACGAUGGAUAGAUUGUCGUUUAUCUAUCUGUCAGAGCCUGUUCAUAUCUAUCUAUCUAUCUAUCUAUCUAUCUAUCUAUCUAUCUAUCUAUCUCGUUCUUUUCAUAUCUAUAUAUCUAUCUAUGUCAUUCAUUAUUUUUAUAUCUAUCUCAUUGUUUACAUUUCUAUCUAUCUCACAUUUUUCAUAUCUAUCUCAGUCAGCUCAUAUCUAUCUAUCUAUCUAUCUAUCUAUCUAUCUAUCUAUCUAUCACGCAUGCAUACACACACGCACACACAAAUACGCACACACACUCACUCUCUAUAUGUCUCUUUAUUUUCAUAUCACAUUGUUCGUAUUUGUUUAUCACUAUCUAUCUAUCUAUUUAUCUAUCUAUCUAUCUCAUUCUUUUCAUAUCUAUCUAUCUAUCUAUCUAUCUAUCUAUCUAUCUAUCUCGGUCUGUUCAUUAUCUAUUUGUUCAUAUUUGCCUCACAUUGUUCAAAUCCUUCAAUCUUUUUUUCUGUCAACCUGUUUACUUCAUUCUGUUUAUAUCUAUCACAUUUUUCUUAUUGAUCUAGAUAUCUUUCUUCCUCUAUGCCAUUAUCUAUCUAUCUAUCUAUCUAUCUAUCUAUCUAUCUAUCUAUCUAUCUAUCAUAUAAUACCUACCUAUUUCACAUGGACAUCUCAUCAUCUAUCUAUCUAUCUAUCUAUCUAUCUAUCUAUCUAUCUAUCUAUCUAUCUAUUGAGUCAGUAUCUAUCUAUCUAUUUAAAACAUAUCUGUCUAUCUAUCUAUUUAGUCAGUAUCUAUCUAUCUAUCUAUCUAUCUAUCUAUUUCAGACAUAUCUAUCUAUCUAUCUAUCUAUCUAUUGAGUCAGUAUCUAUCUAUCUAUUUAAAACAUAUCUGUCUAUCUAUCUAUUGAGUCAAUAUCUAUCUAUCUAUUUCAGACAUAUCUAUCUAUCUAUCUAUUUCAGACAUAUCUAUCGAUAUUAA